Molecule: messenger RNA, 495 nt
Organism: Malania oleifera
Lineage: Eukaryota; Viridiplantae; Streptophyta; Magnoliopsida; Santalales; Ximeniaceae
Exons: 2
Coding region: 1-495 (164 amino acids)
Source: RefSeq, a predicted model, not a curated record
AUGGUUGAGAUCACACGUAGCUCUAGGGAGCAUGGAGGCCCAUCUGCAGGGCACAUGUGCAUGAUAGAGAAAUUCACCAAGAUGAAUCCUCUGGCAUUUUCAAGAGGGACUGAUCCUGCAGUCGUCGAGAACUGGAUGCAGGAAAUUGAGAAGGACUUUGCUGAGUUGGUAGAUAGAGCAACGGUGGGUGAGGCUAGUGAGCGAAUGGAGAUAGAGGAGUGGGAACAGAAGAAGAGAUCAUGCCUUCAGGCUUUUAGCAGGGAUCUAGUCGAGGCUAAUGGAGUAGAGGAAAUUAUGGUAGAGGACAGAGGUAGGAGACUGGGGGCCAUGAGGUUCAGGGAGUGCACCUACCCUGUAUGUCAGAUAUGUGGAAAGAGACACUUGGGAGAGUGUCGAGUGGGGAGAGGCAUCUGUUAUCACUACGGUAGACCAGGACAUUUGGUACAAGAUUGCCCUACAUCAUCUGGUAUCGCUUCUGCUCCUAGACCUCACUAG